Bipolaris zeicola 26-R-13 is the source of this 1170-nucleotide messenger RNA. RefSeq lists its product as uncharacterized. Gene Ontology annotation, molecular function: metalloexopeptidase activity. Gene Ontology annotation, biological process: proteolysis. The coding region runs from base 1 to 1170 and encodes 389 amino acids. Lineage: Eukaryota; Fungi; Ascomycota; Dothideomycetes; Pleosporales; Pleosporaceae. The record is from RefSeq and is a predicted model, not a curated record. The transcript is spliced from 2 exons.
AUGAAGUCAACAACGCUAUUACUACCGUUCUACACUGCUGCCCUCGCGGCAGCUGUUUCAUCGCCUCAAGAUCAUCAAGCUGUGCUCCAGGACCAGCAGCAGGUCACUAUCGCCGAGCCAGAUGAGUAUCUCAUCGAGCUCUCACCCGGCGAGACGCGCUGGGUGACUGAGAACGAAAAGUGGGAGUUGCGCAAACAAAACAUCAACUUCUUCGACAUCACGCACAACAAAGAGCUCGGCACGCUGAACCGCAAGGUCUCUGCCGAGAGCGUCAAGUUCCCCGAGAAGCCCAUCCACCAAAAGGCCAUCGACCCGCUCCUCAAGGAGCUGAAAAAGGAAAACAUGCGUGCCCACCUGGAAACCUUCACCUCGUUCCACACGCGCUACUACAAGUCGCACUACGGGGCCGAAAGCUCAGCCUGGCUGCUAAGCCAAGUCAACAAAACCCUCGUCGACGCCAGCGCCAUCAACGCAACCGUAAAACCGUUCCCCCACCCCUGGGGCCAAUCCUCCAUCAUCGCCACAAUUCCGGGAAAAAGCGAUAAGACGAUCGUCAUCGGCGCGCACCAAGACAGCAUAAACCUGUACUUCCCCGCCUUCCUCGCUGCACCGGGCGCCGACGAUGAUGGCAGCGGCACCGUCACCAUCCUCGAGGCCCUCCGCGUGCUCCUGCAAUCCCCUGAGAUCCUAGCGGGAGAAGCAGAAAACACGAUAGAAUUCCACUGGUACUCUGCCGAGGAAGGCGGCCUGCUAGGCUCCCAAGCAAUCUUCCAAUCCUAUGAGCACGCAGACCGCAACGUAAAAGCCAUGCUGCAGCAAGACAUGACCGGCUACGUGCAAAAGACGCUCGACGCAGGCGAACCCGAGUCCGUAGGCGUCAUCACGGACUUUGUGGACCCCGGCUUGACCGACUUUAUCAAGAAAAUCAUUACCACGUACUGCGGUAUCCCGUACGUCCUAACGAAAUGCGGCUAUGCAUGCUCGGAUCACGCCAGUGCAUCAAAGGCAGGCUACCCCUCUGCAUUUGUAAUCGAGUCGGAUUUCAAGUAUAGUGAUAAUAAAAUCCAUACGACUGAGGAUAGGAUUGAGUAUCUUAGCUUUGAUCAUAUGCUCCAGCAUGCGAGGAUGACGCUUGCGCUCGCGUAUGAGUUGGCUUUUGCAUCGUUUUAA